AUGGCGCAAAGACAAGUUGGGUGGGUUGGGCUUGGCUCCAUGGGCAUCGGUAUGUCCUCCAACCUGCAAAAGUUUCUCUCUUCGUCCGGAGCACCAAAUUUAGUUUACACCAACCGGACGUUAUCGCGCGGCGAUUCUCUCAAGGAGCUAGGUGCCGUUCCGGUAGAGACUGUUUCGGAGGUGGCCAAGAGGUCAGAGAUCAUCUUCUCUUGUGUGAGCAACGAUGCCGUGCUUCAAGAUACUACGAACGAGAUCAUCAAGUCUGGUGAUAUCAAGAACAAGAUCUAUGUCGACUGCUCAACCGUACACCCCGAUACUUCUGCCGCUGUUUCGAAACAGAUCACCGAGGCCGGUGGCCAAUUUGUUGCUGCCCCCGUUUUCGGAGCCUCAGCAAUGGCCGCCACCGGCAAGCUCAUCUUCGUCACGGCCGGCCCCGAGUCCGCGACCUCAGCCAUUUCUCUAUACCUCAACGGCGUCAUGGGACGCUCCGUCAUUCCGAUGGGCACAGACGUAACCAAGUCAAGCUUGCUCAAGAUUGCCGGAAACAUCGUAGUCGUCUCCUUCAUGGAAGUCCUCUCCGAAGCCCACGUCUUUGCCGAGAAUACCGGCCUCGGUUCACCAGUGUUGGAGAACAUGAUCUCUGACAUGUUUGGCCCUGUUUUCGAGAGCUAUAGCAAGCGCAUCACUAGUGGUUCGUACGCUCCGCCGCCUGAUGGAAAGGCUGGUUUCAAUGUGGCGCUCGCGAUGAAGGAUCUGAGGCAUGCACUCACGUGUGCCAAGGACGCGGGAACAAAGUUGGAAACUAGCGAGGCUGCAUUGAGGCACAUGGAGAAGGCUAGAGAGUUUGAGGCCGUAAGACCGUUGGAUAGUAACUCGAUGUACGGUGCAGUGCGUUUGGAGGCUGGACUCGACUUUUACUCCGAUGCUUGCAAGGAACGAGACGCCAAGAAGUAG
Colletotrichum phormii is the source of this 954-nucleotide messenger RNA. Its product is annotated as 6-phosphogluconate dehydrogenase. The record is from RefSeq and is a predicted model, not a curated record. The transcript has 3 exons. The coding region runs from base 1 to 954 and encodes 317 amino acids. NCBI's taxonomy places the organism in Eukaryota, Fungi, Ascomycota, Sordariomycetes, Glomerellales, Glomerellaceae. Gene Ontology annotation, molecular function: NAD binding; oxidoreductase activity, acting on the CH-OH group of donors, NAD or NADP as acceptor; NADP binding.